AUGGCACAAAAUAAAAGCUCUGCCAGCCAUCAACGGAUUGAAGAUGAGUUUUAUAAAGUCAUGAAAUCGUUUAGCAAUAACAGUGAAUGGAAGGAGUUUGCUCGCAGCAGAACGAGGGGGUUGAAUUUAACCGAAUAUCAAAUCGAUGACAUCAGAGCGGACUAUAUUCACGAUGUGAAAGAACAGAAAUAUCAAAUGUUAUCGCUAUGGCAAAGAAGAAAUGGGCGUAAAGCCACUCCUGAAAAUCUUCACAAAUUGGUGGAUAGCUUUCGAAGCUAUUUAUCUCAGCCGCCAGAGCAAAAUACAAAUUCGAGAGAGCCUGAGCCUGCGACGCACGACGUUGGACACAGAAACCCUACCCAUAGCGGUAACUCUGUCUGUGACUCUAUGAGAAGGCACCCAUCUCAAUCUGGCGCAAAUAAUAUCGAACCAAUGGACAUUGAUCAAGAAUCUUUGAGAAGUAUACCUAUCCAUGGUGAGGCAAGCAUGCCUCAUGCAUUUUCAUCCUUACAAGACAGCAAUCAGCAAACGUUUACUGAGCCUGGACAACCACCGGCAAAUCAAAGCGGAAAUCAGAAUUGUGUGCACCUGAACCAAGGCACACCAAGUUUUACGGCAAGCAUGCAGGUUAACAGUAGCUCUAAUACACCUGGGAGAUCAGCUUCUUCCUUCGAAAUGGAAAGUAGUGCACCAAACAACAGCUCAUCUAGCAGAAAUAGGGACAAUCCUGACUUGACUAAUCCCAAAGAACUCGGGACCAGCACAACAAAUCGCAUUCGCACCACAGAAUAUGAAACUAUUGAAAAUAAAGCAUCACCUAUCCCAAACUUGACAAAACAACUUCAAGGACUUGGAGGAUUCAUGAAUAAUGUUCAAAUCAAUGUCGUCGGUAAAAAUGCAGUCGGAAUCCAAACUAAUUAUUAUUUCGGUGGGAAGAAAGUUGAAACUAAACGCCCGAAGAAGCCGGUACUACCAGAAACAGCAGAAUACUGUGCUGCAGUUGGGGAGAUCGAUAUAAAACCCGCAGAUGACGAAGACUAUGAUCAACAUUUGGAGCAGCAGAAUAUCAUCUACAAGAUAAGUCACAGGCCAAAAGGCACUGUGUUGAUCUUAAACAAUUCUUUUCAAGGACAACCAGACGAAAGACAUGGCUCUGAUUUGGAUAGGCGAAAUAUGGAACUUCUUUGGGACAAACUGGGCUGCAAGGUGUUUUCAAGAACAGAUAUAACAGCUGCGGAAAGUAUCCAAACUUUUCGGAAUUUUGUUAAAUCGCCGGCAGCUUGCUCGAGCGAUUUUGUGGCUGUGGUAAUCAUGUCGCAUGGCGAUCAACUUAAUGGUGACGAUGUCUUUUAUGGAUUUGAUAGAGCCCCGGUGAAGGUGAAAGAUGUGUUGGAGAUUUUCAAUAACAAGAAUGCUGCAAGGUUACAGGGAAUACCGAAGCUAUUCUUUUUUCAGUUCUGCAGAGGAGGUAAUGUAGAUAUGGGAUCUGAGCAUAUGGAGCGUGUAGAUAUACCAGCUGAAAAUCUAUUUAACUCGCUCGAAGCUACAGUACGUCAAAGUAGCGGUGUGCCCCCAUCUGGUGAUGCAUCAGAUAGCCACGGUAUUCAAACUUCGAAACAACCCACGAUGUCAGACACGAUGGUCUCAUUUGCAACGCAAGCUGGAUUUAAAGCGUUUCGUCACCAACGAGAUGGAAGCUGGUACAUAAAUGCUAUUAUUAACGUGUUUAUGCGUCAUUCUCAUGAUCAACACUUGGUGGAGCUAAUGACAAUCGUAAAUAACGCAGUUUCCAGUAAAACUGCGAUCAACACUGAGGAUCGAUCAGUGCAUGAAGGUAAAGAAAUGAGUGAUUUUACAUCUACCCUAAAAAAAAAACUUUUCUUCUUUCCCGGCUUCCCCAAAGAUAUCGAAGCUGAAUUCAUAUAA
This is a messenger RNA of Styela clava, 1926 nucleotides long. The record is from RefSeq and is a predicted model, not a curated record. NCBI's taxonomy places the organism in Eukaryota, Metazoa, Chordata, Ascidiacea, Stolidobranchia, Styelidae.